GAAGCUGAGGAGCGGAGGGGCGGGCAUCCCGCAGGACGCGGGCGGCGAGUGCAUGGAGCGGGGCGGGCUGCUGGGAGAAGUGGCGGGAGGCAGCUCCUCGCUGCUGUGUGAAGGUCCAUGACCUGCGAAUGGAACUAUCUCAGGAGGAGCUGGCUCUGUCGUAUAGGGUUCAGCAUGUAUGUGCCUCGCUGUGUGAGAUGCCCAGGAACCGAAGGUGAACAGGGAAGAUGGGCAUUGUCCCAUCUUUGCUAAAAGACUGGCCUCUCUUCCUCUAGAGAAGCAGUUGCCUCUGUGAUUAAUUCCCAAUGUAGUUUUGGUAGAGACUUGUUGGAAUUGUUGAAGAUGUCAUCAGGCCUUACAGAGGAGCAGAAGAGGAGGAUAGAGGAGAACCGGCGGCUGGCUUUGGCCAGGAGGGCAGAGAGGCUGGCAGCCCAGGGCGCUGGGCAUGGGGGCAUCGCUGCAGCUCCGCACACCGGGCACAGGCUGGGCAAGCCGGGCAGCUCCAAGGAGGAAAACAAUCAUGUUGGGUUCACCAGCCAGCCCCCACACAAUCCAAACACGCCUGUGGAGCAGAGGAACUGUCUCCAGAAAGGCUAUAACCAUUACACAGCCAAGCAACAGAUGGCUGGCUCACACAGAGAGCAGCAGAAGAGUUGUUCAGAGGACUCGGAGCAAGCAAGUGGCCUAAAGCAGUUCCCUGCGAUGAUCCCGAAUUCUCUGAGUUAUUCCCAUAAACAUUUCUUGGAUGCUGGUAGUCAGGAAGAUGGACAGCGCACUUCAGUUAAUCAUGGAACAUUCCAGCAGCCCAAAUGCAGCCCAGCGUUCAAAAACCCCACAGGACCACCUCAUCCAAGAUUCACUGAUAAUGGGCACCCUGAGGAUAGUAAAGAUUUACAAACUCAGGACAAAUCUGCCAUUAAAUAUGUUUCACCACCAGUCCGUGUCCUCGUGAGCGAUUCAGAAAUGCUGGAAAGCAUGAACACAGUGACAGAAAGAACAGGAGGAGGUUUUGUCCCUCAGGCCAGGGGUGGGGUGCAGAAGCUGACCACCUCUGCUGGUGUGGGCUCUGCCUCUGAAGCUGCCUCUCACAAGAAAGCAAAUAACAUUACAAAAGGAAAAUGUGUGAAAUAUGGGGAAGACCGAUUCCAGGUUGAAAUAGGGUACAAUGCUGAACUUAUUGCUGUGUUUAAGAAGGUUCCAAGCAAAGCCUAUGAUCCUGCUAUGAAAAAAUGGAAUUUCAGCAUGGAAGAUUACAGCAGUGUCUUGGAAGCAGCCAAUCAACUUUCAUCAGUAAUUCUGGCACCACUGGAAGGAGAAAGUGUGGUUGGCUUGGCAUCAGGCUCUCAUUUUGUUGGCAGCAGGGUUGAUGUGAAAUCCCUCUUGAAGAUGUGUAAGAGCUGGAAGAAGCCCUCAGCCCUGGUCAAAGGGAAGUGUGUGCUCAUCUCCCGCCUGCGAUUUGAGGUCGAUGUUGGGUAUUCUGCAGAAGUGAUUGCAGUGUUCAAAAAGAUGGAUUCCAGAAAUUAUGAUAUGAAUACCAGAAAGUGGAAUUUCCUGCUGGAGGAUUACCCCAAACUAAUGCAAGAGUUACUGAGCCUCGUGUCCGUAGAAGUGGAGCCACUGCCUGAAGCAGUAAUUAAGACCUUUGCUGCUCAGCUCCAGAGAUCUCCAUCACUGACAGACAUUCCUGAUGCUGACCUUUCAGGAGUGGACUCCAAAAUUGUGACGAGCCUCAUGCCCUUUCAGCGGGAAGGUGUGAAUUUUGCCAUUUCCAGAAAGGGACGUUUGCUGCUGGCGGAUGACAUGGGCCUGGGCAAGACCAUCCAGGCCAUCUGCAUUGCUGCCUAUUACCAGCAGGAGUGGCCCUUGCUGGUGAUCACUCCUUCUUCUGUGAGGUUUACAUGGGCAGAGGCAUUCCACAGAUGGCUUCCAUCCUUGAGUCCAGGAAGCACCAAUGUCGUAGUGAGUGGGAAAGACAGCCUAACAGGAAGCUUGAUCAACAUCAUCAGUUUUGAUCUCCUCAGCAGGAUGGACAAGCAACUUAAGAGCACAUUCCAAGUAGUUAUUGUUGAUGAAUCUCAUUUCCUGAAGAACACAAAAACUGCACGCUGCCAAGCUGCCAUGCCUCUACUCAAGGCUGCCAGGAGGGUGAUCCUGCUCUCAGGAACGCCGGCCAUGUCGCGGCCCGCGGAGCUGUACACGCAGAUCGCCGCCGUGCAGCCCGGCUUCUUCCCGCUCUUCCACUCCUUCGGCCUGCGCUACUGCGACGCCAGGAAGAUGCCAUGGGGUUGGGACUACUCUGGAUCAUCCAACUUAAUUGAAUUGAAAAUUUUGCUGGAAGAGUCCAUCAUGAUCCGACGUCUGAAGUCAGAUGUGCUUUCCCAGCUUCCAGCAAAGCAGCGCAAAAUGGUCGUGGUGGCUCCUGAAGGCAUUAGUGCAAAGACCAAAGCUGCCUUGGCAGCUGAAGCAAAGAAGAUGGCCAAAGGAUAUGAAAGUAAACAACAGGAGAAGGAAGCUCUUCUUGUCUACUUCAGCAGAACAGCAGAAGCCAAAAUCCGCUCAGUCGUAGAGUACAUCCUGGAGUUACUGGAAAGUGGGAAGAAUAAAUUCCUGGUGUUUGCCCAUCACAAGAUAAUGCUGGAUGCAGUAGCUGCAGAGCUGAAGAAGAAACACGUCGAGCACAUUCGCAUCGACGGCUCCACAUCCUCAGCUGAGCGGCAGACUCUGUGCCAGAAGUUCCAGCUCUCAGAGAAGCAGGCUGUGGCUGUCCUGUCCCUCACUGCUGCAAACAUGGGCCUGACAUUGUCUGCUGCAGAUCUGGUGGUGUUUGCAGAGCUCUUCUGGAACCCAGGGAUUUUGAUCCAAGCAGAAGAUCGGGCACACCGAAUUGGACAGACCAGCUCUGUUAAUGUUCACUACCUGGUGGCUAAAGGCACAGCAGAUGACUACUUAUGGCCAAUGAUUCAGGAGAAGAUCAAAGUGCUGGGUGAAGCUGGUCUUUCAGAAACCAAUUUCUCUGAAACAGCUGAGUCAACUAAUUACUGUCCUAAGACAGAUCCAAAGCAGACGACAAUCUUUGACCUUUUCCAGAAGACCUUCUCUGAGAGCAGAGAUGAUGCUGAUGAUGUUUUGUUUUUGGAGGCAGCUGAUGCUGGCUGUGAGUUUGACUCUGGCAGUGCCCUGCAAGACAGAGAAGCAGAGGCACAUUCAGUGAGUCCCAAAAAAAAGCGGCGUAUUGAGGAAGUGUAAAUGGUGACAGCUAAAAAUAGCAGCUUAGAGAUUAUUUUUUUUAUUAAAAAAGAAAAAUCAAAAGCAAUCACAUAUUAUUUUUUGAAUUUUUGAAAAUAAAAGACUUGAAAUGUUCUGUAUCUCUGGCAUGUUUCAUCUCAAAGGAUGAGAAGGCAGUCUGACAGUGUGACAGGUGUGCAGCACACACCUGGCAGCCUGCAGGGUUUGCAGUCCUGGUUUUGCUGAUGACUGAAUGGACAUGGGCAAGUAUCAUUCUGCUCUGUUUCAGCAUGUCAGCUUCCACAGUUGUUUUGUUUAAAAACAUUGUCUUUCCCCAAGGCAGAACUCUUGAGAAAACCAACUCAUCAGCAGCUGCAGAGUGCUUUUAACAAUGUUUUCCCUUUCCAAAAGUCUGUUUUUCUAGGAGUUUGUUCACUGGCAAAUUGGGCCAUUACUUGGAUCACUCACAGACUGGCUCUUGGGUAUUCCAUUUGGCCGUGAGGAAAAAAGAUCCAAACAGAUCUUGAUGUUUUGUGGUGGUGGGGGAGAGGAGGGAAAAGAGGAAGUUACCACCUUGAGCUAAGUAAUAUAGCUGUUUGCCACUAAGUGUGCAUUACCUGUUUUAGGCACAUGUCUGCCUCGGCACACUCAUCUCUGGCCUCAUGCUGAAUAUUAGGAUCUGCUCCAUGGCAUGUGCUGCUUCUAUUAGCAGAGGGGGAAGCUUGUGCUGACUGCCAGGGGUUAACCCUGACUGGGGUGGGUGGGUGUUUUCUUCAGGACUUAACUGAUUUCUACAGGUGAAUGAUGAGAAGGGGACACAGGCAGACUUUUGCUCUUGUUUUGUAAGAAACUGGUUCUGGACUGAACUGUUUAAAUUAAAAAAUUGUUCUAGGUUGUAUACCAAGCUUUUGUUACUUCCUCUAUUUUAGCAUUCUCCCAGAUAGCUGUGUUUUACACUGUAAUCUGUAGAAAAGGUGGCAAACUGAAGGCUUACAUUUAGCUCCUGGAGGCCAGUAGCUAACGUGCUGUGGAGGUGAUGUGCUUGGCUCUGUGCAGGUACCAGACACUGACAAAAAUACCUCUCUUGCAAGGCAGAGGAGAAAAAUGUUUGUGCUGUCAGAUCAACCUGGUAACAUUAGGUAUUCUUUCCUGCAUUGAAGGGAUUGAUUGUUCCAUUUUCAGCUGGUGAGGUCACGGAAAUGCCCCACAGGCUGCAUGUACAGUUGUGCUGCAUUUCAUUCGUGCCUGCAGAUGGUGCUUUGGGGUGUGAGCAGUGGCAAGGGGUAUUAUGGCUGGGCAGCUGGAGGAAAUGCUUUAUCUCUGGGUUUGAGCCUGAGAGUUACCAUCACUGCUCUUCAGCAGCUGCCCAGGUGAUGAAGACACACUUUUUGACAUUUUAUAAUGUCUGUCAUCUUGAACACAGAGUAUUUAAUCUGUCUGUAGGAUGAGUGAUCUUUCUACUUGCAAAGUGGGUUGUUCUGAGUAAGGGGUGAGAAAUGUUGCUGUCUGCUGACUGAAAAAAAAAAAUGCAAAAGGCAUUAUUUGUGUACCCAUAUUGUUGUCUCCUGUAGGAGUAGUUCUUUUCUUUAUAAAGCUGCAGCUGUUUCAAAACAAUACUUUUCUAAGAUACACUGAAAGUACCCUUGGAGAAUUCUGCUUCUUAUUAACUUGAUUCAUCUUGUCUGUAUGUUGAUAAAUCCCAGCCCUGCUAGAGGAAUGCCAGGUGAACCUUCCCUUUGUUAGAACAUAUAAAAUCUCAGCUGGUUUGCUGCCCAGAUACAGAGGUUUUUCAAAUACACCUGAGAUCCACUUUUUAUCCUUACUACAUGAAAAAGGGGAGAAGAACCUUGCAGGAAAGUGCUGUUAGUGAUUACUUCAAGGGACUGGAGGGACUGCAGGCCUUACCCCAAUGGCACCUUUAGUCCGUCAUUUAUAUGGUGAGGAGGUGGCUGGGCAGCUGGCAGCAGGCUCAGACAGGAUCUCAAGGGUUGCUGAAGAACUCUGCAAGGCAUUGUGCAGAAUGGGACCCACAGCAGGCUCGGAACAUGGAGCACUCCUGGGCCUCCUGUACCUGCCAUCUGAAGAUAGUAGAGCUGUAUCUUUUUGGCAUCAUCUAAAACCAGCAGAGGAAAGGGAAGGACCCAUCUCACUGGAUGUGGAGCAUCCUGCUGUGGCUGGAUGCCUGCUUGUACACCUGCAUCAGUGCUCCCACUCGUGUUGGAGAAAGGUGUGUUUUCAAGGAGGAUGCGAAAACAGCAACAACAGGUUAAAAUACAUCAGCAAUAAACCAGAGCAGUUCCAACUAAGUGUUCAGGCUGGCUAGCUUUGUGACCUGAAAUGUUCAAGGUGGUGGACUAUCAAGCCAUAGCUGUGCUGGCCUGUGUCCUUCAUCUUCUCAGUCCCUUGGAAAUAAAUGUGUGUUUACUUUGGCAGUGCUGGGAAUGGCUGUCACCCAGGGUGGCUGGGUUUGGUUAUUGCCAGAGCUCUCUGUGACACUGGUAGAUGAUGGAUAUGACCAUGUGCUGCUCUGUCACAGCAAACCUGAACUCUGUACAUACAGAGCAGUAGAUUCUCUGGAUGUGUUGGCUGACAAUUUAUAUUUUUUUAACCAUAUAGUCACUAGGCAGGAAAGGAAAUUACUUUUUUUCUGUUUUCUAAUACGUUGGUAUCAAAGCUGUAUCCUGUGAGUCAUCAUUGUGACGAGGAUCUGAAAAGGGCAGAUUUAUUCGUAGGAUAUAGCAAAUGAAAUUUUGAUUCAGCUGAGGGAGAUAUAAAUACCAUUGCCUAAAGCCUUGCUGAGCCCUCAUCUCAAACAUUGCUCUGGCCCGCCAGCUCCCACAAGAGCUUGCAGGGAUGAGCAGGGAAUGAGGAGCCUGGCAUGACAGAGGGCAUUAAAAAUGUCAGUGUUCAAACCCUCAGAGCAAGAGCCAAGAUGGGAUGUGACAUUUGUCCAUGAGCAUCUCUUAAAAGUACAGACCCCAGCCAGGGAACGUAACACAGUGGCUGGGUACAUUCGAUUCCUUGAUUCCCUCUUAGCUAAACAGACUGCAAGAGUGCUGUCCUUGCUUGAGGCAGCCAGGGUGGGUAUGGAGGAAAAUUCCCUGCAGCAAUUACCUGGGGCCUGGGAAGCUCCGGCCCUCUCCUGGUAGGAGGGGAUGGACCAGAGCUGCCUCUGCACAUGGAGUAGCUCUCAGGCUAACUGGAUUACAUUUCUUAAUGGAGGCUAAUAAGUUGCUAAUCCCCUUACAAGCAUUGCAGCUCCGUGGCACUACUGUAUUUUUCCCUGUGUGUUUUGGGGCUCGGAAUCACGUCUGAAAUGGCACACGAGGGCUUUCAGGGCUGGUGGUUUCAGCACUGGCUAACCCCGAGGAAAUUAGGAAAUCAGGUUAAGACCUGACCUGAUGCCAAAACUCUUGAAACCUCAUGGUUUAGGGUUGAUAUGUUUUAUUAUAAGCAUUCAUUCUCGUUGAUUUUUAUAUUUACUUUUUCUGCAGUUCUGGGCACGUUUUCUGUCCCUGUAUUGACUUCCUGCUUAUCUUCUUUAAAAACGAGGUGAGUGAAUGGAACUGCCCAGUUUCCUUUUCUGCUGCGACUUCCCUCGCUGGAAACCCAGGAAUGUGAGCUCCGGCGGUGCUGGCGCCCCUGCACCGCCUGGGUCUCCCAGCGUUCCACAGGAUGGGUUAGGCUGAAGGGACCGCGCUGCUCAUCCGCUCCAGCCUCCCUGCUCGAGCACGGCCCU
Molecule: messenger RNA, 6964 nt
Organism: Zonotrichia albicollis (white-throated sparrow)
Lineage: Eukaryota; Metazoa; Chordata; Aves; Passeriformes; Passerellidae
Gene: SMARCAL1
Product: SNF2 related chromatin remodeling annealing helicase 1
Biological process (GO): DNA repair; replication fork processing
Cellular component (GO): nuclear replication fork
Molecular function (GO): ATP binding
Source: RefSeq, a predicted model, not a curated record